AUGCUGAUUCCCGGCGUCCUGCUCCUUUUAUUGAUGCCGCUGUCGGCAACGGCAACGGCACAGCUCUGCGGCAGCGGCAGCAACUACACCACCAACAGCACCUACCAGUCGAACCUCGCCGCCCUUGCCGCCAGCCUCCCCACCAACGCCUCCUCCUCCCGUCAGCAAUUUGCCGCCGCCACCGUUGGCCAAGCACCCGAUGCGGUGCACGCGCUCGCGCUCUGCCGCGGCGACUUCGCCAACGACACGGCAUGUGCGGACUGUGUUGCCGCCUCAUUCCAGCACGCACAGCAGACAUGCCCCAACGACGAGGCCGCCACCGUCUACUACGACUAUGACGACGUAAACGGCCGGAAGCCGGGCUGCGUUCUGGGCUUCUCUGGCGACGGGGACUUCCUCAGCCCAGCAGCCGGUCUCACCAAGAACGGCACACUGUUCCAGGCUUGGAAUCCAGUGAACAUCUCCGCGGACGCCACCAUCACUGCCGCAGACGUCCACAACCUGCUGACUGUGACAGCUCAGGACGCGUCCGCAGAUACAGCGAGGCGGUACGCCACAGCGGUCAUGGACGCCGUGCCGACGCUCUACAGCCUGGCACAGUGCACGCCGGACCUAUCCGCCGGAGACUGCCUGACAUGUCUCCAGAGGCUCAUCGGCAUGGUCAACGCCACCAUGUCCGUGCGCCAGGGAGGCCGGAUCUUCAUGCUGCGAUGCAACAUCAGGUUCGAAAAGUUUAUGUUCUUCGACCAACCCAUGCGGCGGAUCAGUCCAUUGUCCAUUGCUCCGGCGCCUCCCACGGGGAAGAGUAUGUACAUAUUAAUAUGUUUCUGUACAGCAAUAGUACUAGAAAAGCAUACUUACAAGUUGCGAGGUGGUAGUCAUGAACUAGUCUGGGAUAUGGAGGCAGGAUUAUCUGGGUUUUUGGUUUUCGAGUUUCAUGAGAUACAGGAAGCUACAAGUAACUUCUCUGAAGCAAAUAAACUUGGAGAAGGUGGAUUUGGACCUGUAUAUAAGGGCCACUUUCUUAAUGGAAUGGAGAUAGCAGUUAAGCGACUUGCAUCACAUUCAGGUCAAGGUAUCAUGGAGUUCAAAAAUGAAGUAGAACUCAUAGCCAAACUUCAACACAGGAAUUUGGUUAGACUCUUGGGAUGUUGCUCCCAAGGAGUGGAAAAAAUAUUGGUGUAUGAAUACUUGCCAAACAAAAGCUUGGACUUCUUCAUAUUUGAUGAAUACAGAAAAUCUCUAAUGGACUGGAACAAACGCCUUGUAAUAAUAGAAGGAAUAGCAGAAGGACUUGUUUAUCUUCAUAGACAUUCUCGUUUGCGUGUCAUACAUCGAGAUCUAAAACCAAGCAACAUUCUCUUGGACAAUGAGAUGAAUCCCAAAAUUUCAGAUUUUGGACUGGCAAAAAUAUUUAGCUCAAAUAAUACAGACGAGGACACUACAAGGACAGUGGUUGGUACAUAUGGUUACAUGGCACCGGAGUAUGCUUCUGAGGGUCUAUUCUCAAUCAAAUCUGAUGUAUUCAGCUUUGGUGUUUUAAUUCUCGAAAUCCUUAGCGGGAAAAGGAAUUCUGGUACCCGUCAUUGUGGAGCGUUCAUCAAUCUCCUCGGAUAUGCUUGGCAGUCAUGGCAAGACGGGAGAUGGAAAAAUAUUGUUGAUGCGUCAUUGCUUCCCAAGGGUGAACCAACAGAAAUGAUGAGGUCCAUUAAUAUCGCACUACUGUGUGUACAAGAGAAUGCAGUUGAUCGACCGAACAUGUUAGAUGUCACUGCAAUGCUAAGCAGCAAGAGUAUGAUACUGCAUGUGCCUAAACAGCCAGCGUAUUUCAAUCUAAGGGUAGGCAAUGAAGAGGAUUCAUCCACUACCGACUCUUGUAGUGUUAAUAGUGUGACCAUAUCUGUCGCGACUGCUAGAUAG
This is a messenger RNA of Triticum dicoccoides, 1920 nucleotides long. RefSeq names its product putative receptor-like protein kinase At4g00960. Gene Ontology annotation, biological process: protein phosphorylation. Gene Ontology annotation, molecular function: ATP binding; protein serine/threonine kinase activity. Gene Ontology annotation, cellular component: plasma membrane. Lineage: Eukaryota; Viridiplantae; Streptophyta; Magnoliopsida; Poales; Poaceae. The transcript has 6 exons. Bases 1 to 1920 code for a protein of 639 amino acids. The record is from RefSeq and is a predicted model, not a curated record.